AUCACUUAAUGUUCUUUAGUUAGAUUCACUCCUCAGCUUUUGCCUAGCGUGUAGUUGUUUUUGCUACACGCAGAGAAUGAGUCAAGCAGCUGACAAUGACGGACAGGCUAUCCUAGAGGGGGAGCCGGAGCACGUGAGUGUGCACACGGAAGCUUCAAGCUUCACGCUGCAGCAGGCAUCCGAGCAGGCAGCCCUGGGCGCGGGCCCUGUUCCUGAAGCCAUCCCUAUUAUUCAGCCGCAGUUCGCGGCUAACUUCAUGAACUUCCUCCAGCAGAUGGCUGGAGCAUACGUACCACCACCGCCGCCGCCGCCGCCACCAGCGGCGGUGGUCACCAUCAAGAAGCUCCGGAAGAACGGAGCUGAGGAAUUUCUGGGCGAUCAGAUCGCUGACCCCAUGAUUGCUAAACGGUGUGACAUCAACGCGUUGUAUAAAAAUGCAUUGGAUUUGAAUGCGGCCCUCGUCAAGAAGGCUGAGUUUGAGCAGACGCAGGGGGCGUCAGCGGCAACAUCUCGUCCUCCUCCACCCCAGAAGGCGGGGACCAGCAGCAAGAGGUCCUUCGCAGUGCCUAGCAGCUCUCACCAGAGCAAAAAGGUGAAGUCGGCCCCAGCCCAGUCAUUUGCGUCCGUUCAGAAGAAGGGCAAAAGCGGUGAUGGGUUUCGCAACCCGAUUUGCGACCAUUGUGGGCGUAGGCAUCCAGGAGAGUGCUGGUUCACGCAGGGCCUAUGCCUUGGGUGUGGCCAGGCCGGGCAUUUCCGCAGAGAUUGCCCGAAGAAUCCGGGUGAGGCAUUCUCGGAGGACUUAGACAACCCAGUAAUUGUGUCCAACUCGUUGGGACACGGUUUACGACUCACCCAUGUGUAUCACGAUUGUCCAUUAGUGGUCCAGGGGAAGACUUUCCCUGCAAGUCUCAUUGACCUUCCACAUCGUGAGUUUGACGUUAUUUUAGGCAUGGAUUGGCUCACUGCCAACCAAGCCGUUGUUGACUGUGGAGCGCAUACUAUUCGACUGAGAGCCGAAGACGGCAGUGACGUUCUGAUCCGUGGUGAGCUUCUUCCGAAAGCUCCAGAAUUUAUUUCCUACAUUCAUGCUCGCCGACUCAUUCGCAAGAAGUGCGAAGCAUUCUUGUGCACAGUGCGUGACACUCGUCAGGAGGCACCUAGUAGGGAGGACAUCCCUACGCCUACAUUACAGCAGCAGAUAACAUCGGCCCAAAGCAGCGAUGAUUUCUGCAUCCAGACCAUUGAGCUCGUCUCUCGAGCAGAGAAGCUAGAUUUCACAGUUCGGGAUGCUGAUACGGUCACACUCGAUGAAAAUCUCACGUAUGAGGAGGAGCCGGUUGAGAUUCUGGCUCGCGAGGUUCGUCAGUUGAGGAACAAGACCAUUCCGCUGGUCAAGGGACAAUAUAAAAUAUUGUCAUCUUUGCCAUUCUUGGUCAAAGCCAGUGCUACUAUUAAACCCAGACCAAACCGGCUGAUUGGACCAGCUGGUGGGUUUGCCCAUAAACCCGUAUUUAGCCAGUUCUAUAGUGCUGGAAAUCCAACUGGGAAUCUUCUGGCUGGACUGGAUCCUCCAAGAAGAGGAAAAGCAUCGAUUGGUCAACUUCCAGACGACAUCUUAAUUGACAUUCUCAGUAGGCUUCCUGCAGACACUGUUUUACGAUGUCGCACAGUGUGUCCGGACUGGAGAAGUUUGACAUUGUCGCGUUAUUUCACCUGGGUGCAAGCCAAAAGAGCUCCUUCUGUUGUCAUUGUGCAAGUGUUGGUAUUCGAGAUCGACUCGCGAAAACUCUACGCUUUGCCACACCCAGAAGUUGAAUGUGUUGAUGGGCAAGUGGAUAGUCAUAAGCUCAUGACUUUGUUUGUUCAUGAUGGACACUUGGGCAUGUGCCAUGCACGUGACCUAGGAGUGGGACGUUUCGACAUAUGGAUUCUGGAGGAUUAUGCGAAAUGGCGUUGGGUUCGAAAGGCCAGGUUUACUCUUCGAAAGCCGAGGUUUGGCCUUGAUACUAUGAGGGAUAUGCUAGUGGGUGGUUGUUUCAUGGUUUUGAGUGUCGGAAAGGACGAGUUGUUUAUAGGUUGGUUUUCACGUUUGUUAUUGGUUGUCAAUGUGAAGGAGCAAAGUAUUAAAGAAAUUAAAGUGCCACAUAAAUUGAAGUCGGCCAAUAUUCGUCGUUGUGCUGCUUACACCAGUAGUCUCGUGACUCCUCAUCAUGGUUGGUUAGGUUAAUUAGGACCUCAUGCCAAAUCUGCAACACUUUCAAAGGCAACUAGUUCCAAAUGCAUGUUCUUUAUUACUAAAUUUUCAUUAUUAAUUAUUAUAAGUAAUUACCAAUAUCUGGCCAUCAUUUUCUCUCUCCCUUCCCCUCCUUUUUCUUAUUCUUCUUCUUUCCGAUUAGAUCUACAUGCGGUGAUUCGAUAUCAUCUUCUUGUAGAUCUACGGUUAAGGGAGGGUUUUGAUUUACUUGCAGAUACGGAGGAAGCUGGGGCGGUGGGGUAUUUUGGGCAAUCUAAUCCAUUAGUCAACUUCCACUAAAAAUGAGCAAAAGUCAAACCGGGAACUUAAAAUCCGGACGAAGGGAGUAUAAUUUAACACUUUUUUAUCUUUGCUCUAAAUCAAAAUGAGAAGUCUUUUUUCAAACAGAUGAAGUAAUAAUAACGGGUUUUCUCCAUUACCCUUGAAAAUCAGUGGGCAUGCAUGCCCCUCCACUCAAGAUUUGACAUGUGGACUAAUAUCAAUUUUGCUUUUUGUAGUUCAACACUUCAAUAAUACAAUAAUUUAGUGAAAGGCUGUUACACGAACGUGGGUCUCGCAGAUGUAGGAGAAAUUACUCCGAACUACACAAACAUUUUAUGUGUUAUUUAUUGUUUUUCCAGUUAUAAUUCUUACUCGUGACACAUAAGAUGUUAAAGCACACUCUAAGUCACUUUUCACAAUAAUCUGUGCUAAAACUA
Molecule: messenger RNA, 2952 nt
Organism: Cuscuta campestris
Lineage: Eukaryota; Viridiplantae; Streptophyta; Magnoliopsida; Solanales; Convolvulaceae
Source: the annotation of a GenBank genome assembly